AUGGCGGUACUAAGUGGUAGCUCGACGUUCGCCAGUCGUAUUUUAUCGGCUGUCUUCUACGGUUCAGCUUCAUUUUUCAUCAUUGUGUGCAACAAAGUGGUUUUAACAACAUAUCAGUUUCCAUCUUUCCAAAUUCUGGCUCUGGGACAGAUGUUAACUGGUAUUGUGCUGUUACUGGUUGGAAGACAGACUGGAAUGGUACAGUUUCCAGGGCCCUCAUUGGAUGUAGUAAGAAAGAUCUGGCCUCUCCCUUUGAUCUAUAUGGGCAACUUGGUGUUUGGAUUGGGUGGAACAAAGAAACUAAACUUGCCUAUGUUCACCAUUCUAAGAAGAUUCUCCAUCCUUUUUACGAUGAUAGCAGAGUAUUUUGUAUUAGGGGUAAAGGCUCCCAAGGUGGUCCAGUUUUCUGUCUUUCUUAUGAUAUUUGGUGCAUUAGUAGCUGCGAGUGAUGACUUGGCUUUUGACCUUUGGGGAUACAUCUUCAUUCUUCUGAAUGACUUUUUCACAGCAGCCAAUGGAGUGUAUACAAAGAAAAAACUAGAUGCAAAGGACCUGGGCAAAUAUGGUUUACUCUUUUACAAUGCCUUAAUUAUGCUGGUACCUGUGAUGCUGAUUGCACAUAUGAAUGGAGAGUUUGACAAGGCCCUGGCAUUUGACAGAUGGGGUGAACACUGGUUUCAGCUACAGUUUAUGAUGUCUUGUGUAAUGGGGUUUGUGCUUAACUACUCCGUAGUACUGUGUACCCAGCAUAACUCAGCAUUAACCACCACCAUUGUGGGUGUUAUCAAGAAUCUCUUAGUGACGUAUAUAGGCAUGUUUCUGGGAGGUGAUUACAUAUUCAGCAUCAUCAACUUUACUGGAAUGAACAUUAGCGUCACUGGAAGUCUGGUUUAUAGUUAUGUCACUUUCAAGAAACCAAGUGAAAAAAGGCCGGAAACAUCAACAGAGAGCCAAAAGUCGGAGGUGGACAUGAAUGAAGUCAAAACUACAGAUAGUGGAUACCAGGGAUGAAUCAAAUUUACUAUUUAAUAGUUAAUGGGAUCCAAGUGGUUGAUCAACUAAUA
This is a messenger RNA of Ylistrum balloti, 1064 nucleotides long. RefSeq names its product UDP-N-acetylglucosamine/UDP-glucose/GDP-mannose transporter-like. Gene Ontology annotation, cellular component: Golgi apparatus. The record is from RefSeq and is a predicted model, not a curated record. The transcript has 13 exons. Gene Ontology annotation, molecular function: GDP-fucose transmembrane transporter activity; antiporter activity. Bases 1 to 1011 code for a protein of 336 amino acids. Lineage: Eukaryota; Metazoa; Mollusca; Bivalvia; Pectinida; Pectinidae.